Messenger RNA from Trichoplusia ni (cabbage looper), 1431 nucleotides. RefSeq names its product protein lifeguard 4-like. Bases 118 to 858 code for a protein of 246 amino acids. Gene Ontology annotation, cellular component: membrane. Lineage: Eukaryota; Metazoa; Arthropoda; Insecta; Lepidoptera; Noctuidae. Gene Ontology annotation, biological process: negative regulation of apoptotic process. The transcript has 5 exons. The record is from RefSeq and is a predicted model, not a curated record.
ACGUCAAAAACGUCAUUGCGACAUUCGUAAAGGGAAAACCAUAAUAAUUAUUAAUUUGUGUGAAAACAGUUGUUAAACUCCAUAAAACUUUAAACACGGCGAUUAAAACCAUUAAACAUGGCUUCAAUACCACUAAUGUACGCUCAGGAAGAUUGUGAAUUGGGAGGAAAGGAAUCAAUUGAGGAUGACUUCACAUACCGCAACAAUGUCAUUAACGCCGAGAAAGAGAUCCGUCUGGGCUUCGUACGCAAAGUGUACGGCCUGUUGUCCGUGCAGCUGCUCGCUACCGUGGCUAUUGCAGGCACAUUCCACCUGGUCGAACCCGUCAAGCUGUUCAUACACCAGAACGAGUGGAUGGUGAUAAUAGCGUUCGUGCUCAGCUUGGUAACACUGUUCGCUCUGAUCGCAAAGAGACGAGAUUCACCCGCCAACCUGUACCUACUGGCUGCUUUUACGGUAGUGCAGGCGUACUCGGUGGGCGUGGUGGUGUCGUACUACAACACGGCGGUGGUGCUGCAGGCGCUGGCCCUCACCUUCGCUGUGGUCUUCUCACUCACAAUCUUCACUCUAAACACUAAGAUGGACUUCUCUUUCGUUGGAUAUGGUCUCUUCGCCGGCCUCAGCGUGCUAAUCAUCGGAGGUCUCCUGCAAAUCUUCAUCCAGAGCUCUGCCUUCGAGGUCGCGCUAUCUUUCGUCGGCGCCAUUCUCUUCAGCUUAUUCCUAAUCUUCGACACACAAAUGAUGAUGACAACUCUGUCCCCCGAGGAGUACAUCCUAGCCACCAUCAACCUUUACCUGGACAUCAUCAACUUAUUCCUCUACAUCCUGCGCAUACUCAACGAGCUGAACAGGAAUUAAUUCAGUAUUUAUUCAAGUAUUUUUUCGUAUUUCUGAUAUUUCUCUGGUCAGUACUUUUUUCUUUGGAGUUAUUUAUGGGAUUCGUUUAUUAGCUUGAUUCUUCUACACUUGUGCAUUAUUCUAUUUUGUAAUGCAGUAAGUUUAGUGUAUAUUUUGUAAAGCAGGAAUACAACUCGAGGUUAAAGACGGUUUUUUUUAAUACAUUUUAAAGCUAGUACUGAUCAGUUGAUUUGUUAGGACGUAGGGCAUUUUUGUGUAUUAAAGCAUUCUAUUGCACGUUAUAAUCUUGAUGUAAACGGCUGUGAUUGAAAUUGUAUAUUGUUUUUCGAACGCGACUAAGUUGCUGUGUCGUGCCCAAGUAUCGUUUUAACUCCCUUAGCGCAAGUAACUGAGUCUUAACGCCGAUCCUCAUUUGGAUUUAACGCUGUUGGGUCAUACAAAUUUUAUUGUAUUACUACUUAAUAGUUGUUAAAUUGACUAAUUUAAAAUACAGCCUAUACGAUUUUUGCGAGAUACAAAAUCUGUGCAACAGUAUUCCAAUAUUUUCCUAAGUAAAAUCUUUUAUGAAGUCAA